Molecule: messenger RNA, 3483 nt
Organism: Exophiala oligosperma
Lineage: Eukaryota; Fungi; Ascomycota; Eurotiomycetes; Chaetothyriales; Herpotrichiellaceae
Exons: 2
Coding region: 172-2709 (845 amino acids)
Biological process (GO): mitochondrion organization; protein quality control for misfolded or incompletely synthesized proteins
Cellular component (GO): mitochondrial inner membrane
Molecular function (GO): ATP-dependent peptidase activity; ATP binding; metalloendopeptidase activity
Source: RefSeq, a predicted model, not a curated record
CCUUCCGCCUGCGCUCGCUCAUCCCGACAACAUCCUAAACCUCGCAGCGUGGCAAUCGCGAGGCCAUUUAAUCCCAUCCUGUCUUUCUUGUAUCGCAGCCUUCUUUCAUUUCUGCCUCACUGUUAGUCUUCUACUUUUCUUGCGGCACCCGCCGCUUUCCUUACCCUCAACAUGGCCUUACAGGCUCCGCUGUCUCAACUUCCUAGCCUGUCCGCACUCGGCCCAGAUAUCCUGCCUUCACUCUUUACAUCUCCGUUGGCCACUCUUCGGCGCCAUCGCCUCACGAAACGACGAGCUGAAGGAAACGUCCCGGUCGCGCGGGAAUUACACUCGUCUACGAAACAAAUUCUUCCUGAUUUCAUGGCUGCGGUGCCGACAAACAGCUUGCGGUCAGCCCCGCUACUUAUCAAUGCUCAUCGAUUACUCCCUAUAAUGUCACAAAAUCUUCGCGCGCCCACAAUGCCAUUCCAGACCCCUCUUUCAGUCCUUCGACGAUCUCUCUCGACAAAUACGCCACGAGUUCCGACUCCGACAACUCGCACGCGAUCGAUGCAUACCAGCCGCACGAAGUUGACGCCGACAUCUCUCUUAUUCGGCCCUCCACGCAGGGGAGGAACUAGUUUCGUGCCUUCAGCUAGACAAUUUUCCAUGUCGUUCCAACCCGCCAACCAAAACAUGCUCGCCCACGCUGAACGAACUGCCAACAAUAACCCCACAAGUGCCUCGGCGCAGACGGCUUUCUACUCGGCAUUGCUACGGGCAAAUAUGCCCAAGAUCGUCAUUGAAAGAUAUCAGUCCGGUCGUUAUGCCUCAAGUCCCGCGGCAGAUGCUUCAUAUCUCAAGGCUCUGCAAAUGACUGGCUCUGUGCCUGCUCCUGGAGCGAAUGUUCCCGCCGGGGCAAUGGCACAAGGUGGUGGACUAAGCCCUGAGAAACUACAAGCGGUCGGCCAUGCUGUUGCAGGACAGAACUAUGGUGGACAAAUGGUCAUGCCUGGUAACAAGUCUGGCACCGGCGCGAAAGAGGCACCUCUUUAUGUUGUCGUGGAGGAAUCAUGGGGCGCCACUAUUCUCAAAUGGGUCAGGACAUUCCUCUGGGUUGGUCUUGCCGGUUAUUUCCUUUUGGUUAUUCUCACUAUGGUCGUCGAGUUUACUGGCAGUUUCCGAACGCGGGUCGGGCAGAACAAUGAGGUCCAGCCCCAACACCAGACUGUCCGUUUCAAUGACGUUCAUGGAUGCGACGAGGCGAAGGAGGAAUUACAAGAAUUGGUGGAAUUUUUGAAGAACCCCGACAAGUUCAAUCGACUAGGUGGCAAACUUCCUAAAGGUGUCCUACUGGUUGGUCCUCCCGGUACUGGCAAAACCAUGCUUGCCCGUGCGGUCGCUGGUGAAGCUGGAGUUCCUGUGUUCUACAUGUCUGGGUCCGAAUUUGACGAACUCUACGUUGGUGUGGGGGCGAAACGUGUUCGAGACCUCUUCUCUCAAGCACGGAACAAGGCUCCUGCUAUCAUCUUCAUCGACGAACUUGAUGCUGUUGGAGGAAAAAGGAACGCCCGGGACCCGGCGUAUGCCAAACAGACACUCAACCAGUUGCUUACCGAACUGGACGGUUUCAGUCCUAGUACCGGCGUCAUCCUUAUUGCUGCUACAAACUAUCCGGAAUCUCUCGACAAAGCACUGACUCGACCUGGUCGUUUCGAUCGCCACGUUACCGUUCCCCUGCCAGAUGUAAGAGGCCGCAUCGAGAUCUUGAAGCACCACAUGAGGAAUAUGCCCAUUGCCGCAGAUGUUGAUGCCACCAGCCUCGGUCGUGCAACCAGUGGAAUGUCUGGUGCCGAACUCGAGAAUCUGUGUAAUCAAGCUGCUGUGCAUGCCUCUCGAAUGAAAUACAAAAAGGUCAAUGCUCAGAAUUUUGAGUGGGCCAGAGACAAGAUCUUGUUAGGUGCCGAGAACAAGUCCAGACAUAUCCGGGAAAAGGACAAGGUGAUGACGGCAUAUCAUGAAGCCGGCCAUGCGCUGGUAGCCCUUUUCACACCUGGAAGCAAGGAACUCUACAAGAUGACCAUCGUCCCUCGCGGACAUGCUCUCGGCGUGACCCACCAGCUUCCCGAAAUGGAUGCUGUGAGCUAUGCGUACGACCAAUAUCUUAGCGAUAUCGACGUGUCGAUGGGCGGACGAGCAGCCGAGGAGUUGGUCUAUGGUCCGAACAAGGUUUCAAGUGGCAUUGCAUCAGAUGUUCAACAAGCGACACGUGUUGCCUAUCACCUCGUUACUCAAUUUGGAUACUCACCCAAGCUUGGCAACGUCGAUCUCCAUUCGGAUUACAACAACCUAUCGAGCGAGACGAAGCAAGAGAUUGAGCGUGAAGUCCGUGAGAUUGUGGAGGGUGGAAGACAAAGGGCAGACAAAAUUGUCAAGGACAAGAGAAAGGAAUUGGAGGCUUUGAAAGAUGCUCUUCUCGAGUUUGAGACACUGGACAAGGAAGAAAUUAUGAAGAUCCUACGAGGAGAGAAGUUGAAGCGAUUGGAAGUUCAAUUACAAGAAGAAGAGGAAAAGACCGAUAACAACAACGGUGGUCGAGGCAGCCCUCAACCCAAGAAGGAGAAAGAAGUUGGCCCUAAAGGUGGUGUAGGGAUCAAGCUUCCCGAUGUUCUACUUCCUCAAGGUGGUCGAGCAGGUGAGCAGGAGAGUGCUCGAGUAUCCGACAGAUGAUUGGGAUUGAGUGUACUCUUACAGAGCAGGAUGGGGUUUUUCUUUGUGCAGAUUUAGCGAGGUUAUAAGAAUGACUCUCUUCUUGAGCAAGUGGAACAAUUUCCCUUUUCUUUUUGAGUACCUUUAUUCCAUAAGUGUACCUGUAUGUUUAAAAUGUAUAGGUGUAGAUACUUAUGAGGGACAGUUGUCUAGAUGCAAACAAAGUACGUCACCCGCUUUGCACCCCCAAGAAAAAGUCCCCCAACGUCGGUUUCGCACAAGUCAACACGAUUCGCCAGGCCAAAGCACAUUUGUAUGUGUGCGGGUCACCUUUCCAUCUUAGAGCUAUGGCACUUUUCAUAGAUCUCCUUCCCCAGACUCCUCUCCAUAGACACCAAUACCAAUGCAUUGCAACGCCACUCUUCCCUGUCCUUCUGUCUCGUUCUCGGAGCAAGCCAAUAUCUGGUGGACGUACAGUGAUUCUGCGAGUGGCCGACAGUGAUUUGGCGGGCUUCCAGGGGCGGUUUGGCAGUUGAGUAACUGGCUGAGGCGUCGUCAUUUGGCCUUGCCCUCAAUUGUCCCGUACAGUAUGUCGAAGAGAUACGAACAAAGGGAUUCAGCUAGACCGAGAUAGGUAUCGAGGCUUAGAGUUUGGCCAAGCUCAACCAAGCAUUCGUCUGGGCGUGCUUGUCCCGUCUCCACAUGCUCCAACUAUUGUCUUUUUGAGUGUGUGACAUCACAGGCUUACGACGUUGCCGCGACCUCGCAGGUUUCUGUCCCUCUUCCUUGGCUGGC